GUAGCGUUUAUAAACUCAUCAACAUCUGCAGAGUCCUUUCUUUGUCAACCUUAGUAUUCAGACCUUUAUCUGCGCUCGUUGCUCAGGUUUAGUCCGCGAAGUUGGACAUAGGAUCAAAUCCAUCUCGACAAGUAAAUUCUCAGAUGCAGAAGUGAUUGCGUUACAAUGCACGGGCAAUCAGGUGGCACGUACUAUCUGGUUAAGUAAACUGCUCUUUCAUCAGGACACUGAAGAACCUGAAACGGAUGGCGAUGUACGCCUUUUCAUGAGGCAAAAAUACUAUGAACAGAAAUGGUUGGACCGCGAAAAAGCAGUCUCUCAUGUCAACUAUAUAAAAAAGGUGCUGAACGACCAGUUGGAGAAUAAAAGCAGUAAGCGCACGAGUACGCUGUUGACGACACCACAAGCGACGACCGCCACCACUCCCCCUCGUGCAGACACUAGGCCUACCAAAGUGAGUAUCAACACAGAGAGAACGGCACCCCUUCCUGCCCAGGCGGAACAAAACGCAUCACCGCUAUCACCCAACCGCUUGUUAAGUUUAAUCGAUUGCGACGAUCAUUGUAUGAGCCCUACGAGUCGUCAUAGCCUUCCUCCGAAGAGCAGCACCAUGAUCACUCGACCCAGCUUUCAGCCCACGCCAUCGUGGAUAGAUGAGCAUGUUCCCGUUGGAUUAAUACCCACGUUAAGGAACAACGACAGCAAGAACGAACAUUUACUUCCUAUCCAUAGGACGAGCACCUCGUUGAAUGCCAUCUUUACCUCGAGCGAUAACAACAAAAAUAGCGGCAGCAGUUGCAGCCAUGUCACUGCUGCCCCAUUACCCUCAUCGCCUACCGUCAGCGGCAACAACCCUAUAUUUAAGGAUCUAGCCCAGUUGAACUCGAUGGAUCAAAAAACAUCCUCCUCGUCCUCCGGAGGCAGUACCGGUGUUCUAAAACCGACGAGUACCUCCUACCACCACCAUCGACAUCAUAGCAGCAACAGUCCAUCUCCUACUAUCUCGUCUUCCUUCUCUUCCAUUACAAGCAUGCCAUCUACUCCGUAUCAACAACAACAGCAGCAGCAGCAGCAGACAUUUUAUUAUUGCAACCCAGCACAGCUCACUCAUUCUGAUCCUUAUGCAGCUUUACGCACUGUCACAUCAUCCUCUCCGCCAAACGUAAAUAAACAUGCAGCGCCUGGGAAAAUAGACAACGCUCACCUCUUUCGUGAUCUAGAUCCUUUAUUUCAUAAAAAUGUAUAGAAUCUAGCAAAGUCGAUUGAAAUUCUAAGGAACUUGAAACAUGAACAGUCAUGGUUUAUUUCUUGAAAAUUGAACAAAAAAA
This is a messenger RNA of Mycotypha africana, 1328 nucleotides long. RefSeq lists its product as uncharacterized. The transcript is spliced from 2 exons. The record is from RefSeq and is a predicted model, not a curated record. NCBI's taxonomy places the organism in Eukaryota, Fungi, Mucoromycota, Mucoromycetes, Mucorales, Mycotyphaceae. Bases 266 to 1246 code for a protein of 326 amino acids.